AUGUCAAUUCGGUCAGACGAAGUGAACUACUUGAUUUAUCGGUAUUUGGUAGAAUGUGGGUUCGAGCAUACAGCAUUUAUAUUUUCACAUGAGAGCAUGAUUGAUCAAGUUAAAGUGGAGGAUGACCAGGUGAAGCCAGGAGCGCUAAUAUCACUGCUCCAGAAGUCUUUGCAAUAUAUGGAAUUAGAAGCACAUGUGAACGAUAAUGGCGAGGAAGUGGAUUGUAUUGCUCCAUUUUCUCUUCUUGCGCCGCAUGUGUGUGUUUCUGGGAAGCGAGAAAUGGAAACGAGUGCAAUGGCAGUGGAAGAGUCCGAUUCCAAAGAAAUUCCCCAAUCCAAAAUCGAAGUUCUUGAAGGCCACACGAAAUCUGUAAUCGUGUUUCUUUCCCUUUAUCUCAGGUCUAUUUCUGCAAAUGGUGUCCAGACAGUGAUGUUCUUGCCACCGCGUAGCUUUUUCCUCCCCCUCUCUCACAUCACAGAUCAGCCGAUUCGACCGCUCGCUUGUGGCCCCGUCUGCGCCCACACCGCCCUCUCCAACGGCGUGAACUACAUCUCCGCCAUCGAUUGGUCCAACCGCGGGGAAUCGCUCCUCACCGCCUCCUACGACGGGGAAGUGCGCGUCUGGGACCGCCAAGGCGGCCUAACCGCGGAAAUCUGCACGCUGCAAAACCCCGUUUUAACCGCGAGUUUUUCUCCCGCCAACUCGAUCCUGGUCACCGGCGCGCUGCCCUACGUGUACGUCUACGAGCCCUCGGCCACGGGGUGGAGUCUGAAAUUCGACACAAUUUCGCUGAACCGGCUGGAAUCGGAGCGGAGCGGCAAGACGGCGAUCCAGCCGCACGCGGUGAUUUUGGACUCGGUGUGGCGCGACAGCGGGAGUUUCUCUCUGUUAGACAACAAACAUCAAAUCAUCAACGUGUAUCUCCCCGCCUCCGGAAAGCCGCACAUCCAAGUGCUUCCUGGCCACGAGGGCGAGGUCAACAGCAUCGCGUGGACCGGGAAUAAGCGGGUAUUGGUGUCUGGCGGCGAGGACGGGCUGAUCAAACUGUGGAACGAUGAGAAGGCGAGCGCAGUGUUCGAGUACAGCUGCCACAAGGGCGAGGUGAUGCAGGUGGUGGCGUCGAAGACGGCGAGCAGUCAGUUUUAUUCAUGCAGUCGAGAUCGAAGCGUGAAAGUGUUCGACGUGACGAGCGCGAGCGCGAUUUCGAGCUUUGCGGAGCAUGAAGCGGCGGUGGUGCGGAUCGCGCAGUCGAACGGGGAGUUUGGGAAGAUUGUGGCGAGCGCGGGAGAGGACCGCGAAGUGAUUUUGUUCGAUACGACGUCGAAUGAGGUGGCGAGGAGGUUUAAGGCGGGGAACAGUGUUUAUGAUAUGCAGUUCUGUGGUAGUGGGGAGAAGUUGAGCUUGGCCACGAUCGAUUCGCAGGUUUAUUUGUUGGAUAUUCGCGUUUAA
This is a messenger RNA of Blastocystis hominis, 1449 nucleotides long. RefSeq lists its product as hypothetical. The transcript has 12 exons. The record is from RefSeq and is a predicted model, not a curated record. Gene Ontology annotation, biological process: regulation of transcription by RNA polymerase II. The coding region runs from base 1 to 1449 and encodes 482 amino acids. Gene Ontology annotation, molecular function: protein binding; transcription corepressor activity. Gene Ontology annotation, cellular component: histone deacetylase complex. NCBI's taxonomy places the organism in Eukaryota, Bigyra, Opalinata, Blastocystidae.